Molecule: messenger RNA, 1407 nt
Organism: Penicillium vulpinum
Lineage: Eukaryota; Fungi; Ascomycota; Eurotiomycetes; Eurotiales; Aspergillaceae
Exons: 2
Coding region: 1-1407 (468 amino acids)
Source: RefSeq, a predicted model, not a curated record
AUGCUGGCUUUGGAGAAGGCGGGGUCGUUAUUCACUGGUUGGAUACGAUCAUGCUUGACAUGUCUACCGGGCGAGGAUGGCUGUCAACCUAGACAAUCCGAGAUCGGCGUUGAACGGGAGAUGAAAGUAUGCCACACUCAACCGCACCUUGUCCCACCCAUGAAGCUGGUGGUAUACGAUGACCUCCCCAGUCCAAGUAUCCAUCAACAUCGGAACUCACUGUCAUCAUGGUUCAAUGACAGCCGGAACUUGGCCUCGCGAGCCUCUAACCGGGCAAGCAUGUCUUUGAAACGUUCUUCAACCACCCCGUUGAAGAUUGGCGCACCCUCAGACUUUCGCAGAGUGCAAUCCUUCCACGAUCAUCCGCCACAGUCAUUCCGUUCUCCUCCACCACCAACCUAUCAACCAUUGGACCUCCGCAUUCAUCGAUCAGGCAAUCGAUUGUCAGACUUACCUUCAUUUGAAGACUUCCAGCUAAACGAGAGCACCCAGCGCAAGACGCUACCAGUGCCCGCUCGUGCUCUCACGACUUCAACAGGAGUUCGAGACCGAUAUUCUCAAAAAUCAUUUGUAGUCUCUCGCAAGCCAGUUGGGUCUCAGAAACGGCGGUCACUUGGAAAUCCGGAGCCUCUGCCCGUCGAAGAGCCUGUGCGUACUACAAGUACUCUGGUUCCGCAUUUCUCCACGGUCAUUCCCGUCAAGAUCCCUCUUCCAGAAGCUCAGGCAGCAUCUCUAGCCCAUGGCAGGUCAAAAUCGGAAGGGACCAAUCUCACGCCGAACAACCCGUGGCCAAACGACGCAAAUACCAGCCAGCACUGGGGACGAGUACCUCGGACUCCACCCGCACCCAAGAAUCUGUACACAGAAUCGCCGGAUACAUCCCCAUCCAAGUACUCGACACUGUCUAAGGACAGCUCUUCGUCAGUCAGCUCGCGCACGAUGCCAUCACAAAUCUCAUUGCUACGCCGUCCCUCCAUUCCAUUCCCUGAGAACCGAGACACAAUCGAUUCAGCCCCCUCCUCUAUUUCCAACCGCGUAACUCAGUGGAUGUUCCCUAUGCCCAGCAAGCCCUCUACGCCCCCAAAGCAACUCUUUUUGCCCGGCGGGAACGAGUUUAAUUGGGAGCGAACCCGCACGCUGAGCGGCACCACGGUCGCGUCGACUACCACGACCAUCACCGGCGGUUUAAGAGCACGGAACAAUAGCUCCAUCUCUAGUGUCUUCUCUAAUGCUAUCACUCCCCGCACCUCCUUCCAGGUCAACUCAUCUGCUGCAGAAAAGGAUGUUGACUCUGGUGUCUGUUACCCGACCAUCUUUGAGGGCCAGCCGCAGCACCAUCAGUUCUCUUCGUAUCAUGAUAAUGGACAUAUGCGGUACCAUGAGUCUGGUAUUGGGUUGGCGUUUUGA